This is a messenger RNA of Mugil cephalus (flathead mullet), 1890 nucleotides long. RefSeq names its product forkhead box F1 (gene foxf1). Gene Ontology annotation, cellular component: nucleus. The coding region runs from base 287 to 1429 and encodes 380 amino acids. Lineage: Eukaryota; Metazoa; Chordata; Actinopteri; Mugiliformes; Mugilidae. Gene Ontology annotation, molecular function: DNA-binding transcription factor activity, RNA polymerase II-specific; RNA polymerase II cis-regulatory region sequence-specific DNA binding. The transcript is spliced from 2 exons. The record is from RefSeq and is a predicted model, not a curated record. Gene Ontology annotation, biological process: animal organ morphogenesis; regulation of transcription by RNA polymerase II.
CGGACGCAGGGCAACACACCAACUGAAGUGGAAAGCGGCUCCUGUUCUGCUCCUUAUCCCGUUUCGGACGCUGUGUACAAGGCUUCAGCUGGUUACAGGACUGAUUCAAGCGCAAGAAAACAGAGUUAAGAAGAUACUCGCGACUUUGGCUUGUGUCCACUUAAUAAUUUUUUUCCCUCUUGCUUUCUUUAUGACAGCGUAUUAGUAUCUCAUUUUGUAGUAUUUGUAGGCGGACAGGUGGAAAGCAACCGUUUUUGUUUGCCAUUCCGUAGACUAAAUUUACCAAAUGACGGCAGAGGUCCAGCAGCCCCCAGCGCAGACUCCUGCCCAGAGCAGCCCGAUGUCUGCUCAGGAGAAGCCGCACGGACAGACGGUGGUGAUGGAAACCGCUUCCUCCACUACGAAAACCAAAAAGACCAACGCAGGGAUCCGACGACCAGAGAAACCCCCGUACUCAUACAUAGCUUUGAUAGUCAUGGCUAUCCAGAGCUCUCCGACCAAGCGCCUGACCCUCAGUGAAAUAUACCAGUUCCUACAGAGCCGCUUCCCGUUUUUCAGAGGCUCGUAUCAGGGAUGGAAGAACUCGGUGCGUCACAACUUGUCCCUGAACGAGUGCUUCAUUAAGCUGCCCAAAGGCCUCGGUCGACCAGGGAAGGGCCACUACUGGACUAUCGACCCGGCUAGUGAGUUUAUGUUCGAGGAAGGCUCCUUCAGAAGGAGACCCAGGGGGUUCCGGCGCAAGUGCCAGGCGCUGAAGCCCAUGUACAGCAUGAUGAACGGCCUGGGAUUCAACCACAUCCCCGAGUCUUACAACUUCCAGGGAAGCGGCGGGGGCCUAUCCUGUCCGCCCAACAGUUUGUCUCUGGACAGUGGGAUUGGGAUGAUGAAUGGACACUUGGCAGGUAACAUGGAUGGGAUGGGUCUGUCCGGACACUCCAUGUCACACUUGUCGACCAACAAUGGACAUUCCUACAUGGGAAGUUGUACAGGAUCCACUGGGAGUGAUUACCCCCACCACGACAAUUCCGCCUCCCCUCUGCUCACUAGCGGGGGAGUCAUGGAGCCUCACCCCGUCUACUCGAGCUCAGCCUCGGCGUGGGCUCCUGCCCCCUCGGCCUCGUUGAAUAACGGGGCAUCCUACAUCAAGCAGCAGCCUCUGUCUCCUUGCAAUCCAGGAGCGAACCCGCUGCAGCCAAGUUUGCCCACGCAUUCAUUAGACCAGCCAUACCUGCACCAGAACGGGCACAGUACCACAGAUUUACAAGGUAUUCCUCGGUACCAUUCCCAGUCUCCCAGCAUGUGUGACCGAAAGGAGUUCGUCUUCUCGUUCAACGCCAUGGCGUCCUCGGCCAUGCACUCACCGAGCAGCGGCUCCUACUACCACCACCAGCAGGUCUCCUACCAGGACAUCAAGCCCUGCGUGAUGUGAUGCCCUCCGCGGAUAGUCUGAAGACCAGGGGACGGCGUCACGGACUUGAGUCGUGCAGCAGAGCCACCUGAAAGGCGAACAAAUGAGUACAUUACCACUGAGAGACGUAAUGGCAUGCGCAGGCCAUGGAGAGAGCUCGCCGCUCCAAGUAGACGGGACUACUUCUCUGCAGCGUUUUACGCAGCAACAAAGACUCGGAGACAGGCCAAUUACAAAACAUAAUAAUAAUAUAUAAUAAUAAAAAAAAAACUCCUUCAUGCCAUCAUCAUCGACCAGCGGGGUUGGGAGUGGGCGUAGGAAACCCUGUUGCUGUUUGGUACUUUAGUCCUGCAGAGCGGAUGACUACCACUUCACACUUUUGCUCAUGUUUAUUCAUCUUGUUUAAAUAGGCCGAUGUAAAAAUGCACACUUCCAUUUUCACCGUCUAAAGUUUUUACCUUAAUUUUCUUAAUUACCUUUGA